Molecule: messenger RNA, 1150 nt
Organism: Pogona vitticeps (central bearded dragon)
Lineage: Eukaryota; Metazoa; Chordata; Lepidosauria; Squamata; Agamidae
Source: RefSeq, a predicted model, not a curated record
AUUACAGUUUUUCUCUUUGUUUUGGUUUUAAUGCUACGAAGGGCUAUAAAAUGGUAUCCGUGAUUUACCCCUCCUUUAAGUGCAUCUUCAAGACUAGAUAAUCUGAAUUUUUUUAGUUGGUAGGGUGGAAUUAACCCUUCUUCUCCCUGUGACAGAUUGGAAGGCACCGGGACAUAUACCCUUCCCACGGAAACCAAAUACGUGGGUGAGAUGAAGGAUGGGAUGUUCCACGGCAGAGGGACCCUGUAUUUCCCAAGUGGAAGUAAAUACGAAGGGACUUGGGAGAAUGGUAUAUCCAUAGAGGGCAAAUACACCUUCGCAGACGGCCUGGAAUACCAAGAUGAGAGAUGGCAUUACUGCGAUGGAUACGACAGAAGGUUUUAUACUGAAAUCUGCAAUGGCCUGAAGCCAGCAGGCAAAUCCCAGCUGACAAAUCUGGACCCUCCUCGGAUGAUCCCUCCGGGCUGCUAUGACUGUGGCGAUGGUUUCUAUAAUCCCGAAACCAGAGUGGUUACCGAUUACCAUCACCGGUUUUUGAGGAACGCAGAUGAUGACGAACACGACUGGAUCGUGAGAACCUGCCGGAAAGGUUGGGACGAGAUCAUCGGCUUCAGGCCCAAAAAGUGAGCCCGCCCGGCGGAGGGGGCCUCCGGAGAGAGAACCAGGCGCCUCGUUUGAACCUUCAGCUUCCUUGUGCAAAGUCUCAGCACCUGUAAUUUCUCCAUUAGGGUCGUUUUGUAUUACCUUUGCUAACAAAAAAAAAUUUUUUUUUUGAAAAAAAAUGUAUAAAGCUGCACUUCAUCAGUUCUGUUAAGAGAAAAUGGUGUGAUUAAUCACCCGGCAUUUACUCUAAUACUUCCCAUGAGGUGAGCAACCAGCUUGCUCCUUUUGUAUCCCUAUUUCUGAGCACUAAAGAAUUAACUCAGAAGGCAGCCUUCCCCGGUCUCUCAAGCCCAUAUUAUAUGCCCGCCGCACCGACACCCACCCACCCGCUGCAGUGGAUCCUUCUCUCUGCACUCGGGUAUUAAUUGGGUGUUGUAAGCGUGAACUCGGGGACUACGGUUUUUAAUCACCGGUUUGCCAAAGGGAGAGAAUGGAACCACUUCGCCGUUCAGUUCACACACAACCCCGAAGUCCUAAACAAAAGGUU